This is a messenger RNA of Dreissena polymorpha, 1143 nucleotides long. Its product is annotated as lysosomal acid glucosylceramidase-like. The transcript has a single exon. Gene Ontology annotation, biological process: glucosylceramide catabolic process. Lineage: Eukaryota; Metazoa; Mollusca; Bivalvia; Myida; Dreissenidae. Gene Ontology annotation, molecular function: glucosylceramidase activity. Bases 1 to 1143 code for a protein of 380 amino acids. The record is from RefSeq and is a predicted model, not a curated record.
AUGUCAACAAAUAUUUAUUCGUACGACUUCACCCGGGGAGACAUUUACCUAUCCAAAUUCACCAUAGCGGCCUACGAUCACCUGUACAAGCUCCCGUAUAUCGAUCAAGCGGUGGUUGCUAGCCGUCGCAAUCUGUCGCUCUUCGCGAGUCCGUGGUCGUCCCCUGACUGGAUGAAAACCAACGACAACAUGGUCGGCGUCGGAACAAUACUGCCCGAGAUGAUGAAAGUGUACGCUGAUUACUUAAGCCGGUUUCUUCGGGAGUACGAGUCGUUUAUGUUCCACGGGCGCAUGUGGGGUCUGACGACCCAGAGCGGCCCGGUGCGAAGCUGCAGUAACGACAGUCUCCCGGAGUAUCAAUCCGUCUGCUGGUCCCCUCAGAACAUGAGCGACUGGAUCAAAUACGACCUAAAGAGGUCGCUGGAGGAUAACGGAUACGGCCAUAUCAAGUUGUUCACUAUGGACGACAACCUGGACGUACUUGACAACUGGAGACGCGCGUUUGACGCAAUCUCUCUGAACCUCGUGGACGGAUUUGCCGUACAAGGUUAUCACGACAACGUCAGUGACGACAACACGACAAAUUACAACAACGCGUCUUCGCCAAUGUGCGAUAUGUUCUCACUUCACCCCGACAAGAUUCUCCUAGGCUCGGAGUACUGUAUAAGGUCCAGAACGGAACUGGGCAGCUGGGAAAGAGGCGCGGACCUUGCCAAGCACGUGUUCCACACGCUUCAGAACUGCGGAUCGGGGUUCACGCACUAUAAUCUAGCCGUGGACUUGGAUGGUGGGCCGAGUUGGGUAUACAAUUACGCCGAUAGCCCGAUAGUGGUGGACGCAAAGCAAGCAAAGGGGGGCGUACCUGUAUUCUACAAACAGCCGAUGUUUUACACAAUGGGACACUUCAGCAAGUUCAUAACAGCCGGAUCGGUCGCCAUUGAAAUGUUCACUCUCGAAGAUGUGCCGGCGGGGAUUUAUUCCGUCGGAUUUAUGCGACCGGACAAUUACAUCGUCGUCGUCGUCGGCAAUUUCGGCAGCAAAGAGAACAUCGUGGGUUUCAGGGACAGUCGGUACUAUUUUGAGUUCUCAAUGGAGGCCAGUUCGAUACACACUUUUAUUUGGAUGCACACGGCCGAUGCUUAG